AUGCAGGACGCAGGGCGUGCUCUCUACACCGUUACCGGUCAGCGGGUGGCGCGAUCAGAACUUCUAAAACUCAUCGCCUUUGCUCAGGACGCUGUGGCAAAGCAGCAGCAGGAACUGCAGAACGGGCAGGAUCAAGUGUCAUCUCAGCGGCGUUCUGUGACAACGAGCGCCGGAUCAAAAAGUUCACCGGAUGCGACUACAGCCUCGGAUGGCGAUGCGACGCGCUUCGUUAUUAGCACCCGCUCAUCUAGUCCAGCAGGCGAAUCCAUUAGCACCUUUAGCGUGGGAGAAUCGCCCCUGACAACUCAGCAUGGCACUACUUCGACAUUCGCGGCAUCAGCAACAAUCUCUCCCGCCCCUCCCUCCGCGACCGCUUCGGUGAGUCAAAUCCGAUUUGUUUCACCUCACUCUCACUUGCUGGACAGCAGCGAUGGCAUCGAUCUCGACGUCUUUGAGCAGAUGGUCCUGCGCAAGCUGAAGCACCGCAGCUACGAAGAAGAGCUGACGUACACCUUCGCGCUACUCGAGGAUAAGUCUUACCCUGGCUUCAUCACGAAGGAGAGUGUGCGCCGCAUUGCCGCUGAGACGGGAGAGCCACUGACGGAGGCGGAGAUCGCGGAGAUGUUCGACCCACUCGUUACAGGGGUGUCAACCGCUGCGGUGGAUCUCUCAACAUUCACGGACCUUCAGCUGAAAGCUCGCAAAGCAGAAGACUCUUAA
This is a messenger RNA of Leishmania major strain Friedlin, 720 nucleotides long. Its product is annotated as putative caltractin. The transcript has a single exon. Bases 1 to 720 code for a protein of 239 amino acids. Lineage: Eukaryota; Euglenozoa; Kinetoplastea; Trypanosomatida; Trypanosomatidae. The record is from RefSeq and is a predicted model, not a curated record.